Messenger RNA from Alligator mississippiensis (American alligator), 2654 nucleotides. RefSeq lists its product as uncharacterized. The coding region runs from base 570 to 2036 and encodes 488 amino acids. The transcript has 2 exons. The record is from RefSeq and is a predicted model, not a curated record. NCBI's taxonomy places the organism in Eukaryota, Metazoa, Chordata, Crocodylia, Alligatoridae.
GGGGCACGAAACUAGCUGUUUGUGCAACAAUUUGGCGAGCCAGCCAGGAGUUGCCCUCGGACCACCCUGGGGUCAACGACAGAAGUGGUGAAGGUGUCUGUGAAGUGCGCACCAGACUGAUUUUAGAGUCUGUCACGGUCACUGGGAACGCGAGUCGGGACACCCGGGAGGUUAAAGGCUCUCCACUGAAUGAGUCACCCAGGCUGAGUAGGGUCCGAAGAGACGGCGCCAGGGUGUUGGCAGGAGUUUGCUGUACCCUUCCAGAGCCUCCCGCUUGAUGCACCGAUCCACAACUUUAAACCGGGUGACCAGGUCCUGGUACAGAAGUGGAGAAAGAAUCCCCUCGCGGAAAGGUGGGAGGGACCCUACCAGGUGCUGCUGACUACACACACAGCUGUUCGCUUAUCAAACAGCGAUAAGUGGACCCACUGCUCGAGAGUGAAGCCUUUUCAUCAGGAGGACACCAACUCCCAGGGUGUGGUCACUCCGGAAGCUGAUAACACCCAGGAACAAAAAGCCAACAAAUGGAAAAGUAAACCUGCUGGAGAUUUAAAGUUACGCUUGCAAAGAUGUGGGCCCUAGUCUAUUUGUUAAAGCUCUCGUCCCUUUUAGGUAUAUCAAACCCAGCUAUUAUGCCCACCUGUUGUAAGUGUCCCCAAAACGGGGGUGGAACCCUCACUAAGGCUAACUACAAACUUUCAAAGUCUACAAUACUUAGUGCCCUCCUGCACCCCAUUUCCCGGUGCUGCCCACGUCGAGAAAUUAUAAUUCAAUCCGGCAAUACAACACCGCUGUGUGUAAAGCCAGACCCAGAAAUCUGGUCUGCAAUUCUCAAAGAUUGGCCUUCAAGCCUUCAACCUGUCAAUAAUAUAUGGGAACCUAAAGGCACACCUACGAAUACAUGGGUGGGAAAUUCAUGGGUGGCCCUUCUUAAAGACUCACCUCCGGCUCUAACUAACCAAAGUUGUCUUUUGUGUGCGCUUACUCCUGUUUCUAGUGAUGAGGGAGUCCCUUUCUUGCCUAUCCCCCUCAAUAGGACUGGUAUAGUCUCAGAUUGGGGUUUUAACUGGAAUUUCUCUUUGCGAUAUAAUGGUUCUGGGAGAAUUAUGGUGGCAAAAGUUACUGGAUCUAUUUGCAUUUCCCAACACAGAAGUGGAUUUAAAGUGGGACAGUCAAGGUGCAAGGAAACAUGGAUUUCUAAGGAAAUUGCCCCCUGGGAGGGCACAUGGACAUGUGCAAAUGUCUCACAUAACAAUUUUGACAAUUGUAGCUGCCUAUUGAGUAAGGAGUGGAUUUCAGUUUGGGGCAUUAAUUGUACCCACUAUCGAAAUGGUACCAAGGUGAAUGGGAGUUCAACAAAAAGAAGCUCACUAACUCUAACUUUAAUGAGCUCUCGUUCCAUCAUCACAAAUGAAGCCUGUGGGCUAUGGUGGAUUUGUGGGCGAUGGGCAUAUAGGCAGCUUCCCGCCAAUUGGGCUGGGACUUGUUAUUUAGGGGCUUUAAUUCCGGGUGUUUGGAUAACACAACCCAAAACUCAUCGAGCCAAAUGCAAUACUGAUGUUUCUUUUGAGGGCAUUGCAGCAGGGGGAGGCCAAAAGUGGAAAAAUGAUGAGUGGCCAGCAGAGAGAAUCAUUCAGUACUAUGGUCCAGCAACUUGGGAGCCAAACGUGGUUGGGAGAGAGCCCACAUAUUUGACAAAUCAAAUUAUUAGACUCCAGGCCGUAGUAGAAAUUGUUACCAAUAAAACCGCCGCAGCCCUGCGUCUGAUUGGCAACCAGCUCACUCCACUACGUACUACGGUACUGCAAAACCGCUUAGCUCUUGACUACUUACUUGCAAGCGAGGGAGGGGUGUGCAGGAAGUUGAAUUUAUCAAACUGUUGUGUUGAAAUUGAUGAUAAUGGUGAAUUGAUAAAGGCCUUAGCGGAUGAAAUGGAGGAGGUAGCACAUGUCCCAGUCCAAACAUGGAACGGGUGGAAUUUUGAUUGGUUUACAUCCUGGCUCCCUAAUUUUGGAUGGUUAAGGGGAGCGUUCUAAAUCUUUUGUCUGCUAAUGUUGAUACUUUGUUUGAUUCCCUGUAUUAUACCCUGCAUCAUGGCUCUCGUGAGAUGAACAGUACAGUCGGUCGUCAACCGAGAGAUGUUUGUGCAUUAUCAGAAGUUAGCCAUAGCUGAAAAUUAUUAAAAUUAGAGUUAGAGAGCAUCUUGAGGGGGGAUAAUUGUGGUAAAAAUAUAGCAUAAUCUAUAUUUCCUGCUUUUAUAAUUGCUUUUGCAUAUUAUCACAAUUGCUUUUGCUAAGGCAUAUAUGCUAAUGAUAGAUUUACGAGUAGCACAAAAACUUCUGCAGACAGAGCCAGGAACAGAUACAAUAAAGAACUCCUUACGAGAGAUAAGAGAAGAGGGGCAGGGAAAGAUGCUGAUGUGGAGAGACUAGACCCUGACCGAAGGAUGACCGUGAGGGGCUUAAGAACUGCCCGUGGGAGGGGAUUUAAGAUGUAAAUGAGACAUGUAUGUAAACCGUCAUAGAACAUGUAACUGCUAGACAUAUGAUGCAAGACGUAAUGCUAAGUCUGCCAAUAAUUGCACGAUACGUUGAAAUCUAUUGUUUACCUUGGCUAUAAAAAGAAAUUUCAGACCCAGUUUGUCGUCGACCCUG